CAUGCGAUCCAAUUGCACGUGCCCGAAACCAUCCCCUCUCGGCACGCACACGCACGGCUCGCCGGCGAGUCUCCACAUCAGUUCGAACGCAGAGCGCAAGCGGUCAGUUUGGUUCGGCUGUUCGGUGGUAGGGGAGGGUUAGCCAGGCAGAAACAACAAUUCGUUCUGCCUCCACACGGAGCUCGUUUGCUUCCUAACGCCCCCCCCCCCCUCCUGCCACACGCACCACCCGUCUCUACUCUAUGCUUUUGGGUGGGAGCGUGCGCGCUACAUUCGUUUGGUGUUUUGUUCGGGGCGAGCGUGUGUGUGUGUGUGUGUGCACAGGUGCACUCGACCGAUGGGGCAGCCGUCCCUUCUUCCUUACGCACAGGCGGUCCCCCCCUCCCAAAAGGGGGUUGUGAGUAAAUUGCCGUGGUCGUUACCGAUGAAGUGAAAUUGUUUGGUGUAUCAAUUGGUGUUCGCGUUCAGCGCUUAUCGUCGUGCCACCGGUGGGUUGGUUUAGUGGCUAAUCUGAUCCCGCGUACUCGGUGGUGCAUUCAAUCAACCCGUCACGAACCACGAACAACAAUCCGCACCACCGCACCAUCCAAGCUGCCUGCUGUUCUCUAUGGAAAGGGGAUUUUUUUUUUUGUUUGGUCGGUGUAGUACAAUUGCUUAGUACACGCAUACCACCACAGUAGCUGACUUUUUUUGGCUGACAAUCAUUCGCGUUCGCGACGCUUGGCAUGCUCCUGAGGAGCUUUACAGACAUAGUGUCCACUAAAAGUUGCAUCGAACGGGACGGUGGCCAUGUCCUACACACACGCGCACACGCCCGUAGUAACCGGAGAACCAGCCCGCAACCGUACUAACUAGCGAGUCCGUCGUGUGGAUUGCAUUUUACUGCUUCUAGCCAACCGACCCCACCGGUGGUAAGCUCGAUCGUACACAACGUACAAAAAGGAAAAAAGGGUCUAGCAAACAAAACAAAAAGAAAAACCCCCGCUGAAUGGUUACUACGGCGGGAAAGCUUCCCCGCGAUCGAUAGUCAGCCGUCAGUGUGCAACGUCGCCAACACGGUGUUGGUAGUAGACAACACCAUCGCUCCAGCACUGCAAUCAACCAACCUUCAACCUGGCUAACAUGACAUCGGUGGACAGUGAUAGUAACGUUCCGGUGGAUCCUAGGGUGCAGAUUGAGCUAGAAAAACUAAACGAAGCAACCGACAACAUAAACAAAUAUGAAGUCGAUCUGGACGAAGCGAAAAAUGAGUUCCGCGAGCUACUGCGCGAAAGUGCGGAAAAGAUAAAGGCGGUCGCGAAAAAGGUGGGCAACUCGAUCGAUGCGGCCAAACCAUACUACGAGGCACGGUUGUACGCGUCGCAGCUAGCGAAGGAAACGCAGCAGUGUGCGCUGAACUUCGACAAAGCGAAAUCGGUACAUGCAGCCGCGAAGGAGAUGGUGUACCUGGCGGAACAGGGGCUGGGCGAAAAGUCGACGCUGGAUACGGCGUGCCAGGAGAUGCUGACGCACGCGACGACGCGCGUUAACGAGAGCCAGAACGAGUGUACCGAGAUGCGGAACGUGCUGAAGAUAAGCGAGCUGAAGCUGGAGGUGGCAAACAAUCGGGUGUGCAAGCUGCACUCCCAGCUGAAGGGUGCGAUCCGGGCAUCAAGUUUCGAUAUCCGGCGCAAUCUUUUGUUGAUGAACAUUAUAGCGUACCAGCAUGUGUUGCUUUUUCUGCCGUACUAUGAGCUGCGGGCCAACUAUAAUGCGCUGCUGCUGGAACAGAAGCAGAAGGUGGUGGAGCUCGAAACGAAGGUAGCCGAGUCGAAGCUACGGUACAACGAGUCGUUGUCGAACCUGGAACGCAUCUCGGAGGAAAUCCACCGGCAGCGGAAGGCACGGGCCAACAGUCUGGACGAGGACGGUGGCGGUUCCGGUUCGUCCUCCUCUUCGGCGGUGACCGGACGUGGUGGCAAGAUGCUGGCGACGAUGCACCUCCCAUUCAGCACAUCACCGUCGGCGGCCCGGAUCGACAGUCACGACGAGUAUCUCGAGUUUCCCGCCAAACUGUCGAUCAAGGCGAGCCCGAUCAAGCAGAAGUAUCUGGACAAGCUGGACUGUCCGCAUCUGCUGAAGGACUUUGCGCGCAAGACGAGCCCGAGCGGUGAGAGCGACUCGGACAACUAUCAGUUCUCGCCGAACCCAACCAUCGACGACAUUACCAACAUGUCGUCGGAGGACAUCGAGCAGUGGACGGAGAUACGGUUGUCGAACUCGAACAGUAGCAGCUCGGGCUACUCGCAGCACAACUCGCUCGUGCUGGAGGAUGCACCGACGCCGCAGGACGAAACGACCGACUCCUCGUCCGAGGACAGCCCGAAAGCGAAGACACGCAUUAUCAAGAUGGAAACGUACCAGCCGGAGGGUGGGACGCGCCGCACGGACGGUAUUGCCGGGUGGAUCGCAAAGACGGGCAGCAGCGUGGUCGGGUCGGCUGCAUCGUCCGGUUCGCAUGCCGCCGGCCACAAUAACACCAGCAACGGUACCGGCGGGCGGCGCCAAAGCCUGGACAUCAUCAUCGAUACGGGCGACCGGGUGAAGGACGUGUUUGCGCAGGGCAUCCAGCGUAUCGGCAAAACGCUCGAGCGGCGCAACAGCGAAUCGGAGGUGGCACGGGACGAAUCGGCCGGAAGCGAUUUUUUUCUCUUCCAGCGCUCGGACCCUGCAAAGGAUGGUCUGUCGGAUGAGCAGGUGGCGAACCUUCUUCUAGAUCAGGACUGCACCGACAUCUUUCAGAACGUGGUAAACAUAUCAAAAUGAGGCCGGCUCGCAUCCGUCCCCACCGGCACACCGGUACCGGUGCGGACGGACGGACCAGCCAGCAGCCAACCAGAGUGAGACGAUGUGUUGCAGCAUCGAGAUGUAUGUGUGUGUGUUUAUAUCGUAUACCGUAUGCCAUUGGGGGGAUAGGGGAGUUUGAUUCCCGAGCGCAUUUGCGGGAAGCACCCGUGUGGGUGUGCGGGAUAAGCGCGUCCCCGAAAAACUACCCCAAAGGGAAGGGGGGGAGGGGUGGCAGGUGGCUGAAAGGUGGAAAGUAAUUAGCAAUGAAACUCAUGAAGCAAUUAUUCAACAAUGAUCACACCAUACCUAACGUGCGCGAAACACCGCAACCAUGCGUGUAUUGUGUUAAGCGAUGUUGUUGAUUUAUCAUAGAUUCUAACGCCCCAGCAAUAAAUAAACCAUAGAAGCGUGGCACGGAUCCACGAUGCAGUAGA
Anopheles stephensi (Asian malaria mosquito) is the source of this 3260-nucleotide messenger RNA. RefSeq lists its product as uncharacterized. Gene Ontology annotation, biological process: intracellular signal transduction; negative regulation of protein tyrosine kinase activity. The transcript has 6 exons. Bases 1123 to 2805 code for a protein of 560 amino acids. The record is from RefSeq and is a predicted model, not a curated record. Gene Ontology annotation, cellular component: cytoplasm. Lineage: Eukaryota; Metazoa; Arthropoda; Insecta; Diptera; Culicidae. Gene Ontology annotation, molecular function: protein kinase inhibitor activity.